UGCGCGACGGGAGCUGAUGGCGGCGGGGCUGGCGGAGGGUCUCACCGAGGACGAGGAGGCGGGGAAGACUCCAGGCAGCGCGAGGAGGCCCCGGCGGUACCGACAUACCGAACCAGAAUCCCACAGCGAGGACGGAUGGAGCGUGAGUCAGUGCGCCUUCAGUAGUCAUGACAACUGCAGCCAACGCACACGUGACCGCGAGAGGCAAAAUUAACACUGAUGUCAAAAUAUUAUGCUGUUGAAGUGCAGGUGGGAUUGCCUCGGCCGCCAUCUCGUCUCCUCCAGCCGUCGUGUCCCCGCCGCGCGGCGCUCAACGCAUUUUGCCUGCUAGCGUAGCUUGUGACCUCUGUAUUGUCAAAACGCUCGCGCGCUAACAACUCAAGACAGUUCGCCUAGCAGUUAGCCGCUAAAAGCUAGAAAAGCACAAUUGACUUGGCGUAAUAACAAUGGAACCACGAGGAUUGGCCUACAUGUACAGUGGCUAGCAGGUCGUUGGCGCAAGCAGUUAGCAGUGGCGCGGGACUAGGGAAGUGGGCAGAGCGGGGGUGCGAUGGAGUACCACUCCGGUGGCAGCCUGCCCCUGCUGGGGAGACCGCGCUACUGCCCUGGCGCCAACGCUAACGGCGGCUACCUGUGCGAGACGGGUCACUGCUGCGGCGAGACGGGAUGCUGCACGUACUACUACGAGCUGUGGUGGUUCUGGCUGCUGUGGACGGCGCUCAUCAUGUUCAGCUGCUGUUGCGCGUAUCGCCACCGGCGGGCCAAAGUGCGAGCUCAGCAGCAGCAGCGGCGCCAGCGAGAGAUCAGCCUGCUGGCGUACCAGGGCACCGCCUCCUACCCGUCCUCCAUGCUGGACCUCAGUUUCCUGGCGUCGCUCAAGCUGCCGUCGUACGAGGAGGUGGCGGCGCAGCCCUCCACGCCGCCGCCCCCUUACAGCUCCGUCUUCACGGCGCCGCGCUACCCGCAGCCCCCCCGCGCCGCUGACCCCCACUUGCUCUUGCAGCACGACCCGCUGCUGCACCGGCCGCUCAGCGACGCCCCCUCCUCGCUCAGCUCGGACAACAGCUCCAGCUGCUCCUGUGACUCCUGCUGCCCUUCGUCUCCGUGCAGCUCCUUCCCCUCUGCUCCCUUGACCUAUGAGACGGACACAAGCCACGCCUCCACGCCCAGUGAGUUGGCAGCCCUUCCUUUUGAUGUCGCCGCGGAGACCACUCCGCGGGCUCCUCCUUCGCCCGUCCACGCAGACACGGCCGCCGCCUCAAAAACCAGCUCGCCGCGGCCCACGAGUCCGCCGGCGAACCCCGGCCCCCCUCCGCUCGUAGACCCUGAGUAUGUCCCCAAGAAGCCAGGGUCGCCCGGGUCCAGCGAGUGCAAGGCCCCCUCCGCCUACUCCCCCCCUUCCACCUCUUUACUCCUGGACCCGCCCCAACCCGCCCGGCCCACUCAGGCCCCGCCCAAGCAGACGCUCUUUUCGCCGUGCGUGGAUGUAAUUCGAGCAGAGACAGACGAGGAGGGGGACCAAGACAACGUGGACGCCGACGCGAGCCAGUACCGCCACCGGAGACUGACCGGCGACUCGGGCAUCGAAGUGUGCCGCUGCCGCGUGCAAGGGCAGGAGGCGCGGGAGGAGGACGCCGAGACAGAGAGCACCGCUGGGGGAAAGAACUCUGAUCUCCACGACAGCGUGGACUGUCCCUCCAAGUGUGCCGCCACGCCGUGCCACCCCCACGAGGAGGCGGGCGAGGUCGUGGUUGUCGUGGAGACGGCGUGAUAGUCAGUGGCGGUGGUCGUGCCAGAUGAGUGACAAGCCUGUCCGCAGCCGUCCAUCUUUAUUUCUCGGAGACUCCCCACUCUCAUCUGCUUCCCGAUUGGACAUGGAAGUAAAGACAUCCUCUUUGCCACGGAGGCGUUCUGAUUGGACAUGGAUAUUUCCGGUGGGACUUGUACAUUACCUGAUUGAAUGUGGACACAUCCUGAUUAGACGUAUAUUUCAGGUUGGACACUUCCUGUGUAGACGUGGACGUCCGGUUUGACAUGGACACGGAUUUUAUUCGGGACAUGUACACUUCCUCAUUGGACAUAGACACUUCGUGUUUUAACGUAGACACAUCCAGUGUGACAUUUUCACUUCUGGACUGGACCUGUGUACUAUCUGAUUGGUCAUGUGUACUUCCUGAUUGGACAUAGAUACUUCCCGUUUCUCUUUCAAUUUUGGACUUGGACACUUCCUGUUCCGGACAUUGAUAGCUCCUGAUUGUACGAGUACACGCCUUGAUCGGAUGUGUACGCUUCCUGAUUGGAAAUGUACACUUCCGGUUGGGCAUGUAGACAUCCGGUUCGGACAUGUGCACUUCCUGAUCGGUCAUGUACACCUUCUGAUUGGUCAGCUGCACUUCUAUAUCGGACAUGGACACUUCCUGAUUUGACAUGAACUCUUCCUGUUUGGAUAUGGAAACUUCCUGAUGUACCGUUUACUUAACAGACAGGUGAGUGGAAAUUAAGGCUCCACCCCUCCUUCGUGCGUUAGAUGUGGUGCUUUUCUUCUUCUUUAGCUGAGGGACUGCAGCUGCAGCGCGCCCUCUGUGGUGGACUACUGUUACUACAGCUAGCCAAGUUUGUAGCGCUCUUCUUUCUCUUUUUGUCACCUUUUACUCUUGUCAGAACACAGAACAUGAUUGUGAGUACGCCGACCCACUGCUAGCCAGAUGCUAACUCCCUAGGAGCCUAUCGCUAAUCACCAGUAGCACACAAAGUUUGUCACCUUAAAAAAAAAAAAUGGUGGAGAAAGUUUGAAAAGAAGCACCUAAUCUCCUGUAAAGCCAUUAAAACGAAUGUGUUCCCGUUUUUUUUUUUUUUUUUUUUUGGCUUCCACGCCACACCAUUUGCGUCUGGUUUAGCACUUGUACGCGUUGACGGAUUCAGUUUUUCUCUGCUCGUCGUUACUUCCUGUUUGUGUCGUGACGAGCCAUUAACGAGGCCAAUUCUUAUUCUGACGCUCUUGAAUAUGUGUUUUUGUGUGUGAGCUGUGCUAAAUAAAUGGAUCACGUGU
Molecule: messenger RNA, 3049 nt
Organism: Phycodurus eques (leafy seadragon)
Lineage: Eukaryota; Metazoa; Chordata; Actinopteri; Syngnathiformes; Syngnathidae
Product: WW domain binding protein 1-like
Exons: 6
Coding region: 551-1771 (406 amino acids)
Source: RefSeq, a predicted model, not a curated record